Messenger RNA from Frankliniella occidentalis (western flower thrips), 4169 nucleotides. Its product is annotated as Fanconi anemia group I protein. The record is from RefSeq and is a predicted model, not a curated record. The transcript has 23 exons. Gene Ontology annotation, biological process: DNA repair. Bases 95 to 4147 code for a protein of 1350 amino acids. NCBI's taxonomy places the organism in Eukaryota, Metazoa, Arthropoda, Insecta, Thysanoptera, Thripidae. Gene Ontology annotation, molecular function: DNA polymerase binding.
AAACAAAAGUGGAGGCGCGGAGCGCGGGAGUGUCGGAAAGUUAGGAAACAAAGUCAAGUUGGAAGUUGGAGAGUUACAUUCUGAACAUUUUAAGAUGGAGCAAAAAAUUGUCAACCUAGUUAAGCUAGGAAAAAAGAACGAACUGAAAGGUUUGCAGGAAUUUGUGGAGUCUUUUGAUAUCGAUGAGAUUGGUCCUUUGGUGUCUCGUUCCAUAUUAAAAGAUGAGUUUUCACAAGUGCUUGGAUUUUUUCUUGAUGGCCUCACUCAAACUGGCCAGUCACAUCAACUACGAUACAAGGUCACAGAAAGGCUGCUUCAUGAAUUUGAAAACCAUGACAUACCUUUAGCAAAAGCCAACAUGAUCACCAGUAGAUUAAAAUUAGAGGUUUCAAACUUUUCUGCAAACCACCUAGUGAAAUUAUGUGAUUUAUGCAUGAGUAUUGUAUGUGAGCGGAGAGGUAAGGAACAAAAUGGUCAUGACAACCAAUCUUCUCAGAGUCACAUGUGUUGGAAGGAACUUCUACCAGCUAUGUUGUCACUUCUAAUUGAUAGAAAAAAGGUUACUCAAAGUGGAACUACCCUCUCAGGGGAGGAAUACAAAUCUCAAAUUGUGAAAACUCUUUGUCAAUCAGCUUGGAAACCACAGAUAGUUACCUCCCUGGCCAGUAUGCUCAUCAACAUCCCAUUAGCUCCAGAGGAACACCUACAAGUUGUUAAUAAAAUGUGUUGUUGUAUGGAAGAACUCUCUCCUCAAGAAUUGCCUUCUUUGGUUCAUGAAAUGUUAGAACUGUGCAAAGAGAGACAUGGGCUACAACUUAUCAUGAAACUAAAUCAUUACUUUCAUUCUCGUCUGUAUAAGACUUAUAAGAGCAAUUCUGAUAUGAUUUCCUCUCAGAUGCUGGAAUCUGAUAAUAUAGAAGUUGAAUCAGUGGAGGAAACCAAACAAGCUUUCGGAACAGUACUGUAUCACAUCCACAAAGUCUCUGGAAGCUACAGUUCCAUCAAAGAUUUUGUAAAUACAAUGGGUAAAGUAGCCAAAGGAGCUCCAGAAGCAGUAUUACAACCGGUUAUUGUCAGCAUAUUGUUUGGUAUUGCUACAGUCUCUACAUAUGAGGACCAGGUUUUUACUAUACUGAGAACAAGUAUAGCCAGAGGCGUACUUGAAAAUGAGAAAAAGAAAGAGUCUGCAUGGAUGAGAGAUGUCCGAAUCAAUACAGUGAAUAUACAGGACCUGAUUAGUAUUUUAAUUGAUUGCUGUAAGAAUGGUCAGCUUGGAGCUGAAGAAGGUCUUGUCAACUUGGCAUUUGAACUGUUACGGGGUAAUUCAGUACGAGGGAAGGAAUCUGCCUCUGCCUCUGACCAGGUGUGGCACUUUGGAACAUUUAUUCUGCUACGACUGAUGCGUUAUCAGCGCCAUGUGGCUAGCUCCGUGUUACAGAGACUUUGUGACUGCAUUAUCACGGGGGAGGGUGUGCAACAAUAUAUCAAGUGCCUUGGCCAGAUGUGUCGUGAGAUGCGUGUUCUCGUGAUGGAGCACCAAAGUAUAAUUAUCACAUUACUGAGUUUUCUUCGAGUAAUCCAGUGGAGUGUUGCUAGAGAUAUUGUUCUUGCAGUUUUACCCAUAGUGCUACAUGCAUCUGGUGUAAGGGAUAAUCUUAUACUGGUUCUCCGUAAAGCUUUAUUUUCAAGGGAUAUUAGCAUUCGUAAGGUUGCAGUUCAUGGUUUUAUAGAAAUGUUAAAAAAUUUACGCUUAGAAGCCGGUUCUUUGGGACAUUUAAGCCAGGGCUCAUCCUCAAGCACUUUCAGUGGAUUCAACAUUCUCAGUCAAGUCUCAGUUGAGGUACAUAGUCAAGCGCCUGGGACCAAUACAAACACUAAGGAAGCAAUUUGUCUGGAGGUCUUGGGUGCACUCCGUGGAUGCUUGAACCAACAGGCCGAAGUUCGCAUGUGUCUUUAUAAAGGGCUUAUUGAAGUUGUUGAAAGCAAUGCUCCUCUCACUGGUCCAAUUUUGUUCUGGUUACGCGGACAUCUGCUUAAGCAAUGUGACCUGGAUGUACUUCCUCCUCUUCACAUGAACAGUAUAAUUCAUGAGGCUGUACUGCAAGAGCCAGUUGGUGCAUUACUCUACCUAAUACAGCAGGUAGUUCAAGUAGCAUGUGAUCGGGAAGAUGAAGUUGAUGAAAGAACUUUAACUCAAGUGACAGAUGUACUGGAAAAACUAGUUGCAGGAAUGAGUCGAUGUAGCCUUGAAAAUUUCGACUUGGAUGAGGAUGUUCGUUUGAUGGAUUCAUCUGUAGAAAACAAACGAGCUGCUGAAGUUCUUAAACAAGCAUUGGCUGUAUAUGAGGCUUUGAUGUGCUUUUGCAUAAAUACUUGGAGUUUAAACACACCUGAGCAAGGUGCAAAAUUGUUGGCACUAUUUAAGUGUUAUUCAAGACUUGUUGAUUUUUCAAAGAGCGCAACUACGGGGGGCAAUAAUAAGAAGGAAGCUACAAUUGCUCCUACUGCUAAAUCACAGCCAGAGAAGAAAGGUCGUUUUGGAAGAGCUCCAGUAUUUAAACUUCCUCCAACCAUCUUAGGACUACCAUUUUUGUCUCGAACACUUGACUUACUUCACAUGGAAGAAGUGCCUUGGUCAACUACUAUUGCAGCUGCAAGUGUCAAAGGUAAAAGAGAAUUUCAUCGUUAUGUUAUGAAUGUGGUUGUCCAGAAUGUGGCUGAACUGAAAAAAGAACUUCUGUCUGGAAAUGUGUCUGCACUUAAACCUUGUGCUAAAAUAGCCAGGAAAAUAUAUGAGCACUGUGUUUGUCGCCUUUCAGAAAUUGAUUCAUUUGAUCGCACUCUGGCUACACUUGUAAUAGAAAGUUUCUUAGAGUUGCUUCAAAUGGUCCUGGCUCACUGUAGAGAUAAAUGGAAAGCAUUCCUUCAAGAAAUGACGCAAGUACCUAUGGGGGAUGGCGUGGCAAACCAACUUGAGCCUGUUGUGAUGAAGCUAGUAGAACUUCUCGAUGAGAAUUUAACUGAUGAAGAUGACACUAAUGAAGAGGCCAUUGAUAAAAAACUUACACAGCACUUAAGUUCUGCUUUGUCAGUGGCUGCUCUCCGGCUACCUGCAGAAUCUUCACAAUGUGUAGAGAUUCUGGAAAAAGUUCGCUCUCUGUGCUCUGAGAAGUCAGUCAAAAAUGUUAAUAUUGUGAAAAUACUUGUGCAAUUAUUAAUGCAUUUAACUGUUCGAAGCAAAUCUGAGAGUCAGUUGUUACUUAACAUGACAAAGCAGCUUCAAGAAGAAAUUGGUGUUCUUCCAGAUGUACAAGUAGAAGAGCUUAAUGCUGCUCUUAACUUGCGUAUCCUAAACUCUGUGACCAAACAUGGUGUUCUUGGUAUUGUAUGUUCAAUCAUUAAAGGACGCUUGGAAGAAGUUGAGUGGAUGACUGUAAGACUAGAUUCAGAGCUCACAAUGCUGGACUUUCCAUCAGAUGAUGAUACAUUUGAAAGAAAUAAAGAACUACUCAGAACCAAAGAGAGAGAAACAGUAUGUCACAUGGCUCGAUGCAUUCAGUGCGGUGUUUCCCUGAGCAUUUGUGCUCCUCAAGCAGGCACUCCUGCUGAUGUCAUUUUGAAACUUCAUGGUGAUGCCUUUGAUACUCUUUCUCGGAUGACAAAAUAUUUCACAAGACGAUCAUCUAAGGAAAACAAAGUAUUUGAAGCAGCUCGAUUUGAUAAAGUGAUCAGAAAUGCUGGAAAGUAUUUGGCAAGAAAUAUGUUUGCGUUUGUAAGCUAUAUUGGGGAGAGAAAAAAUGAAGAAGGAACAAAAAAGAAAAAAUGUUACCCUGCCCUACAAAAAACAAAGGUGCUUAGGGAGACUCGUUUGAUUCCCAGUCUAGUUCGCAAGAAGGAAACAUUUGAUCAAUGUGUAAUUAAGCUCUCUAAAGAUUGCAAAGCACCUGAGCUUCUGGACAUUGUUAAGCAUAAUUCAGCAAGAGACUUUAGCCUAAAACCACAGGCUAUAAAGAGAGCCUUGAGAGAACAUGCGGACGAAGCUUCUGAUGAUGAUGAUGAAGAAGAAGAAACAGAUGGCAAUGAAACUGUGCAACCUGUUAGUUUAAAUUUCUGUCUUAAUGUCGUUUCCCUUUUUCAACAAAACUGAAUAGUAUGUUAAUUUGUUUAAA